This is a messenger RNA of Impatiens glandulifera, 1898 nucleotides long. Its product is annotated as squalene monooxygenase SE1-like. The coding region runs from base 116 to 1705 and encodes 529 amino acids. NCBI's taxonomy places the organism in Eukaryota, Viridiplantae, Streptophyta, Magnoliopsida, Ericales, Balsaminaceae. The transcript has 7 exons. The record is from RefSeq and is a predicted model, not a curated record. Gene Ontology annotation, cellular component: membrane; endoplasmic reticulum. Gene Ontology annotation, biological process: sterol biosynthetic process. Gene Ontology annotation, molecular function: flavin adenine dinucleotide binding; squalene monooxygenase activity.
AUCAUCAUCUUCCAGCUGUUGAAGUGAAGGUGCGGCAUUUGCAGUUCCAAAUUCGGAAGAAUUUGUGCGUAGGUGGAAGGAGCCAAGGAAUACCAGCAGCCGAGAUUUUCAUGCAAUGGCGUUAGAGAUGGUGAACAAUUACACUGCGGAGACCUUAUUCGUUUCUCUGCUCGCCUUCUACCUUCUCUACAUUUUCCGACGGAAACCCAAGAGAUGCAAUGAACAGGAACGCGGAAUCGAUAUCAAUAAUGAUUACAUUCGGAGCUCCGCAAACCCAGAGGUCCGACCCGGAGAAGAAUCCGAAACUGAUAUCAUCAUCGUCGGCGCUGGCGUCGCCGGUGCUGCCCUUGCUUAUACCCUCGGAAAGGAUAGCCGUCGAGUUCAUGUAAUUGAAAGAGAUCUAACAGAGCCAGACAGAAUAGUUGGGGAACUGUUGCAGCCUGGAGGAUACUUGAAGCUUAUUGAAUUAGGCCUUGAGGACUGUGUGGAUGAAAUUGAUGCCCAGAGGGUGCUUGGAUAUGCACUUUUCAAAGAUGGUCGAACUACUAGACUGCCUUACCCAUUGGAGAAGUUCCAUGCUGAUGUGGCAGGUAGAAGCUUUCAUAAUGGUCGGUUCAUACAGAGGAUGCGAGGAAAAGCUGCCACCUUACCCAAUAUGAAACUAGAGCAAGGAACUGUGACAUCCUUACUUGAGGACAACGGAACCAUUAAAGGUGUUCAAUAUAAAACAAAAACCGGUCAAGAACUUAAAGCUUAUGCUCCUCUUACAAUUGUUUGUGAUGGAUGCUUCUCAAAUUUACGUCGUUCCCUUUGCAAUCCUAAGGUUGAUGUUCCCUCAUGCUUUGUUGGGAUGGUCUUGGAGAAUUGUCUACUUCCAUUUCCAAAUCAUGGUCAUGUCGUUUUAGCAGAUCCAUCGCCAAUCUUGUUUUAUCCAAUCAGCAGCACAGAAAUACGUUGUUUGGUUGAUGUACCUGGACAAAAGGUUCCUUCAAUUUCUAAUGGAGAAAUGGCGAAUUAUUUGAAGAACAAUGUGGCUCCACAGGUUCCAGUUGAACUGUAUGAUGCAUUUUUAACUGCUAUUGACAAGGGAAAUAUUAGAACAAUGCCUAAUAGAAGUAUGCCAGCUUCUCCCCAUCCGACACCUGGCGCUCUACUAAUGGGUGAUGCUUUCAAUAUGCGACAUCCACUAACUGGCGGAGGCAUGACUGUGGCACUUUCUGAUAUUGUUGUUCUUCGCGAUAUUCUUAAGCCACUGCGCAAUUUGAAUGAUGCUGCAUCAUUAAGCAAAUAUCUAGAGUCUUUCUACACUUUAAGGAAGCCUGUGGCAUCAACAAUAAAUACUCUAGCUGGAGCCUUAUACAAAGUUUUCUGUGCCCAUCCUGAUCAGGCAAGGAAGGAGAUUCGCGAAGCUUGUUUCGACUAUUUGAGCCUCGGAGGUGAAUGUGCUGCGGGCCCCAUUGCUCUUCUAUCGGGUCUAAAUCCUCAACCAUUGAGUUUGGUUCUCCAUUUCUUUGCAGUUGCGGUUUAUGGUAUUGGUCGUCUUCUAGUCCCAUUUCCUUCACCCAAACGAUUAUGGAUGGGAGCUCGAAUCAUUUCUGGAGCUUCUGGUAUCAUAUUUCCUAUUAUAAAGGCGGAAGGGGUUCGACAAAUGUUCUUCCCUGUAACUGUCCCUGCCUAUUACAGAGCACCACCCGCAGUAAUAUGAUAAAUUCAAUCUGCCAAAGAUGUAGGGAUGGAUGUGUGUGUGUGUGAAGGUAAACUUAGAAUGAUUUCUUAAGUACAAUAAGAUGUUGUUGGCAAGUGUAAAAUAAAAAGAUUUGUUUGGAUUAUUGAUUACAUAAAGUGUAUUCUUCUCAAACUUGCUCAUGUAAAUCUGAAAUGAGGUAUUUAGUCUUUUC